Molecule: messenger RNA, 348 nt
Organism: Parnassius apollo (apollo)
Lineage: Eukaryota; Metazoa; Arthropoda; Insecta; Lepidoptera; Papilionidae
Source: the annotation of a GenBank genome assembly
AUGGGCCGGCGGCCCGAUGCAUCUGGCAGCCGUAACGGAGCACAACGACACCGAAGCACUCGCGCACGCAGUCAAACGCCACCGAAAAAAUCUAAUCUCAAUAACGCGAGGGGCAGUGAGGCACGACGCAAACGUGUUGAAAGUGCUCAUCAGUCGGCAGAACAAUUCGAAACAAGAAAUGCAGAUCAAAGAAUCAGGAUAGCAGGGAGUCGUGCACAAGAACAUCAAGAACAGCGUGACGAACGUCUGCGACAGACUAUUAUGAGAACAAGAGCAGCACGAGAGCAAAACAUAGCUACAGCUCGAGUACAAGAACGACAGAGGCAGCGGGAAAGCCGCUCAUCAUAA